AUGCAAUAUUGCUGCUAUAGCCUUAAGACUAACCGUACCCCAAUCAAACAAGAACAGAAACUAGAUGAACGCCUUCACCCGGGCACUACAGUCCAUCGCGGUACCCGGUUCAUCCUCCCAUCUAUUGGCCUUACUGGCGCACCAUGCCAAUGUCUGGUUGGAUCCCAUAUCGUCAUAUGGUACCAUACUCGGCCAAGGCAGCUGACCAGGUUAUCCUCCGAGUCUUCCUCCCUUCAUGCACAGCCUCCACGCUGCCAAUCCGGUUGGGCUCUGACGUGCGAGAAUGCGCUUGACUACACCUUCCUAAACAACAUGUGGUUAGACACGCCACAUGUUCUCAGUACUUAG
Molecule: messenger RNA, 348 nt
Organism: Microthlaspi erraticum
Lineage: Eukaryota; Viridiplantae; Streptophyta; Magnoliopsida; Brassicales; Brassicaceae
Source: the annotation of a GenBank genome assembly